GGUGCGCCUGCGCGGAGUGGGCAGUCCGGCGGGGCCGCAGCCGCUGGGUGGCCGGCGGUUGCCUUGGGGAUCGCGCGGGCCCCUCAGUCCUCCGGACCCCACCCCACGCCGUUCCCCACCGAACCGGACAACCCCGGGACGUCCCCGGCCAUCCCCUCCCACUGGUCGGGCCGGAACUGCGCCGGGACCCGCGAGAGGCGGUGCCGCCCCGAGAUGUCGCAGACGGCCAUGUCCGAAACCUACGAUUUUUUGUUUAAGUUCCUGGUUAUUGGAAAUGCAGGCACUGGCAAGUCUUGCUUACUCCAUCAGUUUAUUGAAAAAAAAUUCAAAGAUGACUCAAAUCAUACAAUAGGAGUGGAAUUUGGUUCCAAGAUAAUAAAUGUUGGUGGUAAAUAUGUGAAGUUACAGAUAUGGGACACAGCAGGCCAAGAACGAUUCAGGUCUGUGACGAGAAGUUACUACAGAGGCGCAGCAGGGGCCCUCCUUGUCUAUGACAUCACCAGCCGAGAAACCUACAAUGCGCUUACUAAUUGGUUAACAGAUGCCCGGAUGCUAGCCAGCCAGAGCAUCGUCAUUGUCCUGUGUGGGAACAAGAGGGACCUGGAUGCGGACCGGGAAGUCACCUUCUUAGAAGCCUCCAGAUUUGCACAAGAAAAUGAGCUGAUGUUCCUAGAAACAAGUGCUCUGACGGGAGAAAAUGUGGAAGAGGCCUUUGUGCAGUGUGCCAGAAAAAUACUCAACAAAAUUGAAUCAGGUGAGCUGGACCCGGAAAGAAUGGGCUCGGGCAUCCAGUAUGGAGAUGCUGCCUUGAGACAGCUGCGGUCACCGCGUCGCGCCCAGGCCCCGAGUGCCCAGGAAUGCGGUUGUUAGAAGCAGCAAGGUAGCACCAGGUGUUCAUACAGUGGUAUUUGGGAUGCAAUUGUUGGAGCUUGAAGAAGUUUUUGCCACCAUCUGUUUCUACUUCACACAGGAGUAGGUCUUCAUGUGGAAAAGACAAUAAUUUGCUGUGUGAUGCAGGCUGGCUGUGGCCCAGCAAAGCCUGUAGUACAAUAAACCUGAUUCAGUGGACACCACCGUCAGCCGCGAACGUUCUCUGGUCCAUGUUCCCCUUCACCUUUGGUUUCAACCCUGGCUUUGUGCUGCGUAUACUCCAGCCAGCACAUCUUUACAGCACGGUACCUGACGUGUGAUUGGACAGACGUCACACUAAAUGCAGUCUCUUAUUGUUUUAAUCAUAUGAACUAAAGCCUGUUACUGUGAGCUGUGCUUCAGUCUUGCCGGUUGUGUCGCACAGUUGGUAUACUUAUGGCCUGAUACUCAGACUCUGGAGUCAAUGGCCAGUGCAGUCCUUACUUCAUUCCAUUUGCCAGUUCCGAGGUGUUUACGUGACCCACACCUGAAAUACCCGAUCAGUAGUUACACACCGAAAUAAAGUCAGAGGUGGGGUUUUCCUAUGAACGUGACACUGUCCAGCACUCUGUUGAUUUUUAAAGCGUCUCCAUCCCGCUCAGUUGGGGCCAUGUAACCUGUUCCUUUAGGCACUGUAGUCAGCAGUGAGGACCCUGGACCUGCAGCCACACUCACUGGGCAGCUGACUGUGCUCAGCUGUUGGUCAAUGCGACAGACCCCACAGCCUGUGCCAUUUUCUGCUGCCCGUGGUGAGCUGCCCACUCCUCUAGGAAACACUUGGUUGCUCCUGUGCUUUUCCUGGAAUUUGGUAUUAUAGCAUCACUGCCCUUUUUUAAGCCUUUUAUUGUUUAGUGUUCAUAUUAAGGAAACCCACUAAAUCAAGUCCUUAUUAAAGGGACACCACUAAGAAAUUUCUGUAUAGCUUUCGCUGAAUACUUAAAUGCCUUAGUACAGUUAUCAAGUCAACAUGUUUUUAAUUCAUGAGAGGUCUAUUGAAGUAUAAUAUAUAUUGUACUACAAAGACUUGUUCUAAUAUUUUAAAAUGUCAAUGCAAAAUAUAUAUAUAAAUAGAACUUUUCUUUAAAGUUGAAAUACAGCAUUCUUUAAGAUUGAAGGUUAAAAAGCAUUCUUCACCUUAUACGACGUGUUCUCCCACUGUGACGUUUUAGCUGCAGACUGAUUGCUAAAUUUCACUACCAGUCUGUCAGAAGCUGCCCACUGCUUUUGUUCUCGUUUUGUUUUAAUCAACAGAGCACAAUGACACCACAAACUCUGGGCAGUAACAUGGGUAAAAAUAUCUGUGUGUAUCUGUCUUAGUUAUUUUAAUUUGCUUUAAAAAAGCCUUGUGUAUUUUAUUUUGAAAAGCUGUAAUAUGAAGUAAAUUCUCAGACUGAGCCUCCCCUUGGACCUCUCUGAAAGAAUGUUUUUCACUCAGUGUCUCGUUCAUGGCAGUUUUGCAAGCUGUUCACUUUGGAGCAGCUUUUUGCAUGGGCUAGGAGCAUGUCCAUUCGACCACACCAGUUUAUUCAAAUGCAGGAAUUUUUAAAAUAAGAUAAAUGUUAAGUUGGUUUAUAAAUGAGCCUGUUAAUUAAACCAUCAGUACUGCAUAUCAAUUCCACAUUGUUUGACCAAUAAAAGUUGCUGGAGAACCAAA
This is a messenger RNA of Hipposideros armiger (great roundleaf bat), 2563 nucleotides long. RefSeq names its product RAB4A, member RAS oncogene family (gene RAB4A). The record is from RefSeq and is a predicted model, not a curated record. The transcript has 8 exons. Lineage: Eukaryota; Metazoa; Chordata; Mammalia; Chiroptera; Hipposideridae. Gene Ontology annotation, biological process: Rab protein signal transduction. The coding region runs from base 214 to 870 and encodes 218 amino acids. Gene Ontology annotation, molecular function: GTPase activity; GTP binding.